This is a messenger RNA of Arvicanthis niloticus (Nile rat), 7282 nucleotides long. RefSeq names its product coagulation factor V (gene F5). Gene Ontology annotation, cellular component: plasma membrane. Gene Ontology annotation, molecular function: signaling receptor activity; copper ion binding. Lineage: Eukaryota; Metazoa; Chordata; Mammalia; Rodentia; Muridae. The record is from RefSeq and is a predicted model, not a curated record.
ACCCUGCAGCUUCUUAGUCCUCCAGGGAGCCAGGACAACGAGCAGCAAGGACAGAGCACGGAGCACUGUCGGUGGCGGCAGCGCGCGGCAGGACAAGGGCCAUGCUCCUAGUCUGCCCGCGCUUCUUCCUCCUGGUGGCUCUGGGUACCCACUGGUUGGGCUGGGGCAGCCACCAGGCAGAGGCUGCGCGGCUAAGGCAGUUCUAUGUGGCUGCUCAGGGGAUCCUCUGGAACUACCAUCCUGAGCCCACAGAUCCAAGUUUGAAUUCUAUACCUUCUUUCAAGAAAAUUGUCUACAGAGAGUAUGAGCCACAUUUUAAGAAAGAGAAACCACGAUCUAGCAACUCAGGACUUCUUGGACCUACUUUAUAUGCUGAAGUUGGCGACGUCAUUAAAGUUCACUUUAAAAACAAAGCAGAAAAACCACUAAGUAUCCAUCCUCAAGGAAUUAAAUACAGUAAAUUUUCAGAAGGGGCUUCUUACCUGGACCACACAUUCCCUGUUGAGAGGAUGGAUGAUGUCGUGGCUCCUGGAGAAGAAUACACCUAUGUAUGGGUCAUCAGUGAGGACAGCGGGCCCACACCCGAUGACCCACCAUGCCUUACCCACAUCUACUACUCCUAUGAAAACCUGACCCAGGAUUUCAACUCAGGCCUGAUUGGGCCUCUGCUUAUCUGCAAGAAAGGCACCCUGACUGAGGAUGGGACUCAGAAGAUGUUUGACAAGCAACAUGUGCUUCUGUUUGCUGUGUUUGAUGAAAGCAAGAGCUGGAGCCAGUCACCAUCCCUAAUGUACACAGUCAAUGGCUUUGUGAAUAGGACGAUGCCAGAUGUAACAGUCUGUGCCCAUGAUCAUGUCAGCUGGCAUUUGAUUGGGAUGAGCUCGGCGCCAGAAUUGUUUUCUAUUCACUUCAACGGCCAAGUCCUAGAGCAGAACCAACAUAAAUUGUCCACUGUCACUCUGGUCAGUGCGACAUCUAAGACUGCAAACAUGACCAUGAGCCCAGAAGGAAAAUGGAUUGUUUCUUCUCUCAUCCCAAAGCAUUAUCAAGCUGGGAUGCAGGCUUACAUUGACAUUAAAAACUGCCCAAAGAAAACGAGGAGCCCCAAGACACUCACUCGAGAGCAGAGGCGGCACAUGAGGAGGUGGGAAUAUUUCAUUGCUGCAGAGGAGGUCAUUUGGAACUAUGCACCUGUGAUACCCGCGAAUAUGGACAAAAAAUACAGAUCUCUGCACUUGGAUAAUUUCUCCAACCAAAUUGGAAAACAUUACAAGAAAGUUAUUUACAGGCAAUAUGAAGACGAGACCUUCACCAAACGCACCGACAAUCCUGGUAUCAAACAAAGUGGGAUCUUGGGCCCUGUUAUUAGAGCCCAGGUCAGGGACACACUCAAGAUCGUGUUUAAAAAUAUGGCCAGCCGACCCUACAGCAUUUACCCUCAUGGGGUGACCUUCUCUCCUUACGAAGACGGAGUCAAUUCUUCCUCCACCUCAGGCAAUCACACCAUGAUCAAACCAGUUCAACCAGGGGAAACCUUCACUUACAAAUGGAACAUUCUAGAGUUUGAUGAACCCACGGAAAACGAUGCCCAGUGCCUAACAAGACCAUACUACAGUGAUGUGGACGUUACAAGGGACAUUGCCUCUGGGCUAAUAGGGUUACUUCUAAUUUGUAAGAGCAGGUCCCUGGACCAGAGAGGCGUACAGAGGGUGGCAGACAUCGAGCAGCAGGUCGUGUUUGCCCUGUUUGAUGAGAACAGAAGCUGGUACAUCGAGGACAACAUCAACAAGUUCUGUGAGAACCCUGAUGAGGUGAAGCGUGAUGACCCCAAGUUUUACGAAUCAAACAUCAUGAGCACUAUCAAUGGCUACGUGCCUGAGAGCAUAUCCACUCUAGGAUUCUGUUUUGAUGACACUGUCCAGUGGCACUUCUGCAGUGUGGGAACUCAUGACGAUAUUUUGACCGUCCACUUCACUGGGCACUCAUUCAUCUGUGGGAGGAGGCACGAGGACACCUUGACCCUGUUCCCCAUGCAUGGUGAAUCCGUGACUGUCACGAUGGAUAACGUUGGAACUUGGAUGUUGACCACCAUGAAUUCCAAUCCAAAACGCAAAAACCUAAGACUGAAAUUCAGGGAUGUUAAGUGUAUCCCGAAUUAUGAUGACGAAAACUCACAUGAGAUUUAUGAACCUCUUGCACCUACAUCCAUGACAACUCGGAAAAUUCAUGACUCCUCAGAAGAUGACUUUGGCACAGACGACGGAGAUUAUGAUUACCAGUCAUUACUGGCAUCAGCACUAGGAAUUAGGUCAUUCACAAACUCAUCCAUGAAUCUGGGAGAAGAUGACUACAAUCUCACUGCUCUUGCUCUAGAGAACAGCUCUGAGUUCGUAUCUCCAAGCACAGACAGAGUUGUUGACUCAAAAUCUUCAAGAAACUUUAGCAUGGCUGGUACCGUCCUUGGAAACCUCACUGGCUUAGAUGAGAACUCCAUCCCCAACCCUUCUACAGAACAUCGUUCCAACUCAUAUCAUGAAAAUGAUAAGGAAAAUCCACAGUCAAACAUCACAGUGGUAUACCUACUUCCUCUUGAUCCAAAAGGAUCAGGGAGUCGAGAACAGUCUAAACCUAAAACAAUCAAGACAGGAAGACCCCACAGGAUGAAGCACAGGUUCUCCUGGAUGAAAGCGCCAGCUGGUAAAACUGGAAGGCAUUCAAACCCAAAGAACACUUAUUACAGAGUGAAGUCUGAGGAGGACAUUCCUAAUGACUUCUUACUCUUAAAACAAAAGAUCGCAUCCAAAUUUCUGAACAGUCAAUGGCAUGUAGCUUCUGAAAAGGGUAGUUAUGAAAUAAUACCAGCAAAUGGUGAAGACACAGAUGUUGAAAAGCUGACAAACAGUCCUCAAAAUCAGAAUACCUCAAUACCUUGGGGAGAUAGCACCUCCCACACAAACACAACAGGAAAGCCAAAUGUCCUCCAAACAUUUUCUGGAGUUAGACGUAAAUCAUCCCAAGUAAGACAGGAGGAAAAAAACAGUGGCUUUAAGAAAAGACAGUUGUACAUCAGGACCCGGAAGAAGAAGAACAGGAAGCUUGCACUACACAGUCCUCUAUCUCCAAGGGGCUUUUACCCUCUGAGAGGAGAUGACUAUCUCCCAUUUUCAGACAGGAGACUACUUAAUCACUCGCUGUUACUCCACAAGUCCAAUGAAACAGCUCUUUCCACAGACCUGAAUCAGACCUCUCCUUCAGCGAGUAUUGACAGGUCACUUCGGGACUAUAAUCAGAACCCCUCAAAUGACACUGAGCAGAAGAGCUCUUCUUUAAAUCUCUAUCAGUCAGUGCCCCCAGAGGAACAGACUCCAAUAUUUCCUGCCCAAGAUCCUGGUCAAACACACACUCCCACAGAUCCUACCUACAGAUCCUCUCCUCCAGAGCACAACCAGGGGCUUGAUUAUGACCUAAGCCAUGAACUUUACCCUGAUGACAUUGGUCAAAUAUCUUUCUUUCCGAACCAAAAGUCACCUCUUUCUUCAGGUGAUGGCCAAGCAAUCCCUUCCUCAGACUUAAGCCUCUUUACCACCUCUCCAGAGUUGGACCAGACGAUUAUUUACCCAGACCUUGGUCAGGUGCCUCUUUCUCCAGAUGACAACCAGAAGACCUCCUCCCCAGACCUUGGUCAGGUGCUUCUUUCUCCAGAUGACAACCAGAAGACCACCUCCCCAGACCUUGGUCAGGUGCCCCUUUCUCCAGAUGACAACCAGAAGACCUCCUCCCCAGACCUUGGUCAGGUGCUUCUUUCUCCAGAUGACAACCAGAAGACCUCCUCCCCAGACCUUGGUCAGGUGCCCCUUUCUCCUGACAACCAGAAAACCUCCUCCCCAAACCUGGGCCAUGUGUCCUUUUCUCCAGAUGACAACCAGAAGACUUUCUCAGACCUGGGUCAGGUGUCUCUUUCUCCAGAUGACAACCAAAAGACUUCCCCAGACCUUGGUCAGGUACCCCUUUCCCUGGAUGACAACCAGGAGGCCUCUUCCCCAGAUCUGGGUCAGGUGCCAUUUUUUCCUGAUGACAACCAAAAGACUUACUUCCUAGACCUGGGUCAAGCACCUCUCUCCUCAGACCAAAACCAGGAGACCUCCUUCACAGACCUUAGCCUACUGACUCUCUCUCCAGAAUUUGGUCAGACAGUCCUUUCCCCAGACUUGGAUCAGAUGCCCCUCUCCUCAGACAACAGUCAACUGACCCUUUCCCCAGACCUCAGCCUCUUGACCCUCUCACCAGAUUUUAAUGAGAUAAUCCUAUCCCCAGACCUUGGUCAGGUGACCCUCUCUCCAGACCUCAUCCAGACAAACCCUCCUCUUAAUCACAAACACAAACCAUCCUCUGCAGACUCCAGUCAAGCAUCCUACCCUCCAGAUUCUGGUGAGUCUUCACCCCUUCCAGAACUGAAUCAGACUCUUCUGCAUCCAGAUCUCACUCACACACCACCUCCUUUACCAUCUCCCACACUGAAUGACACUUCUUUGUCAAAGAACUUUAACCCUCUCGUUGUAGUAGGUCUCAGUAGAGUUGAUGGAGACGACGUUGAAAUUAUUCCAAGUAAGGAGCUAGAGAGCAUAGAUGAAGAUUAUGCUGAGGAUGACUAUGUGGCCUAUAAUGACCCCUAUAUAACAGACACCAGGACAGAUAUCAACUCCUCCAGAAAUCCUGAUACUAUUGCAGCAUGGUACCUCCGAGGCCAUGGUGGAAACAAAAAAUUCUACUAUAUUGCUGCUGAAGAAAUAUCCUGGGAUUAUUCAAAAUUUGCACAAAGUGAAAUGGACCAUGAAGACACAGACCCCACUCCAAAGGACACUACAUACAAGAAAGUCAUUUUCAGAAAAUACCUUGAUAGUACUUUCACAAGUCGUGAUCCUGGGGCAGAAUAUGAGGAGCACCUUGGCAUUCUUGGUCCUGUUAUCCGUGCUGAAGUGGAUGAUGUGAUUCAAGUUCGAUUUAAAAAUUUAGCAUCCAGACCAUAUUCUCUUCAUGCCCAUGGACUUUCCUAUGAAAAGUCCUCAGAGGGAGAGUCUUACGAAGAUGACUCUCCUGAAUGGUUUCAGGAAGAUGAUGCUGUCCAGCCCAAUAGCAGUUACACAUAUGUAUGGCAUGCCACCGAGCGCUCGGGGCCAGAGAACCCUGGCUCUGCCUGCCGGGCUUGGGCCUAUUAUUCUGCUGUGAAUGUGGAGAGAGACAUCCACUCAGGCUUGAUCGGCCCCCUUCUGAUCUGCCGGAAAGGAACACUUCACAGGGAGAGCAACCUGCCUCUGGACAUGAGAGAGUUUGUCUUACUCUUCAUGACCUUUGAUGAGAAGAAGAGCUGGUACUAUGAAAAAUCCAAAGGGUCAUGGAGAAUUGAAUCUCCAGAAGCAAAAAGUUCCCACGAGUUUCACGCAAUUAAUGGGAUGAUCUACAACCUGCCCGGCCUGAGGAUGUACGAACAAGAGUGGGUGAGGCUACACCUGCUGAACAUGGGAGGCUCCCAAGAUAUUCACGUGGUUCACUUUCAUGGCCAGACCCUGCUGGAUAAUAGGACCAAACAGCACCAAUUAGGGGUCUGGCCCCUUCUGCCUGGUUCAUUUAAAACUCUUGAAAUGAAGCCAUCCAAGCCUGGCUGGUGGCUCCUAGACACAGAGGUUGGAGAAAACCAGGUAGCCGGCAUGCAAACGCCAUUUCUCAUCAUAGACAAAGAGUGUAAGAUGCCAAUGGGACUAAGCACUGGUGUCAUCUCUGAUUCACAGAUCAAGGCUUCAGAAUAUCUGACUUAUUGGGAGCCCAGAUUAGCACGAUUAAACAAUGGUGGUUCAUACAAUGCUUGGAGUAUAGAAAAAACUGCAUUAGAUUUCCCCAUUAAACCUUGGAUCCAGGUGGACAUGCAGAAGGAAGUUGUAGUCACCGGGAUACAAACCCAAGGUGCUAAACACUACCUAAAGUCUUGCUUUACCACGGAGUUCCAAGUGGCUUACAGCUCUGACCAAGCCAACUGGCAGAUCUUCAGAGGGAACAGCACGAAGAGCGUAAUGUAUUUUUCUGGCAAUUCAGAUGCCUCUACAAUAAAAGAGAAUCGACUUGACCCACCUAUUGUGGCUAGAUACAUCAGGAUACAUCCAACAAAAUCCUAUAACAGACCCACCCUUCGGUUGGAGCUGCGGGGCUGUGAGGUGAAUGGAUGUUCCACACCACUGGGCCUGGAAGAUGGAAGGAUUCAAAACCAGCAAAUUACUGCAUCUUCAUUUAAGAAGUCAUGGUGGGGAGACUACUGGGAGCCUUCCCUUGCCCGCCUGAAUGCCCAGGGCCGUGUGAAUGCCUGGCAAGCCAAGGCAAACAACAACAAGCAGUGGUUACAAGUCGAUCUGCUCAAAAUCAAGAAGGUAACAGCCAUCGUAACACAGGGCUGUAAGUCUCUAUCCUCUGAGAUGUAUGUGAAGAGCUACACCAUCCAGUACAGUGACCAGGGUGUGACGUGGAAAUCUUACCGGCAGAAAUCCUCCAUGGUGGACAAGAUUUUUGAAGGAAAUAGCAAUACCAAAGGGCAUGUGAAGAACUUUUUCAACCCACCCAUUAUUUCCAGAUUUAUCCGCAUCAUUCCUAAAACAUGGAACCAAAGUAUUGCACUGCGUCUGGAGCUCUUUGGCUGUGACAUUCAUUAGAAUUAAAUCCAAGAAAAACAAACAAACAAACAAAAGCUGAAGAAACUCCUUCAGGCCUAAACCAUUCAGAGUAGGCAAUAUAGUAUGGAUAUUUUAAGUGUUGACAAAUGUUCUGCUGUUUUUUUUCCUAAUAGAGAAUAAUGAGGAGCUUUUACAAUGUUCCUUCGUCGCUCCCAUUAAGUGAGAUGGCGGCUAUUAUUUCUUCACUGAUUUGAAUAUAAAUGGAAAAAUAUUAAGACUAGGCAAGAAUAUGACUUUCACUCUGAUUAAAGAUCCUAUAUAAUGUAAUAGUUAUAUAAUGAAAUGAUAUGAUUCAUUGUGGCUCUUUCAAAUCCUGUAGACAUUAACAAAAUAGCUAUUACUUUUGGAAACUUUUCAUGGACCUAGAAAAACCUUUAUUUCUAUAUUUUUCUUUUAAAAGCAAACUGUAAUUUGUAAAACAGGGGAAACAAAAGUAGCUGAGGUUUUUUUUUUCUUAUGUAAUAGAAAAAAAAAUAUCUUGUAAUUGAGUGAGAACUUAAAAUACCCAGUGUUGGUCUGGCUCAGUGGGCAAAAGUGCUUGCUGCCAAAACAAAACAAGAGCAGCA